UGCCCAGCUGCAUCCACAUGACAAUGGGAAUGUGGGAGGACAGGAAUGUGAAAUGUAGCUUCCUCCGACACUCAGAGCGGUGAGCUUGCCUGAACUGUCUCUCUACCUUCCUCAGCCAUUGCGGACGCCCUGGACAAACUGGCCGAAGAGUUUGAGUUCACCAUCUCCAUAGAGCACCACUUCCACAUCCACGGCAACCAGUCACGAAGCCGGUCACAUGUGGCAAUGGACAUCAUGGAGGAGAUCUAUCAGCGUGUCGGAGUGGUCUACGAGUCCAUUGGCCUUCUCGGCUACAUCUCCACCUUGAUGAUGCUCUUCCUCUACAUCCAGUCGCUGUUGUAUCGGAAGAACUACCUGUUCAGGGACGACUUCGACAACUAUUACAUCACCAGACAGUUCCUGCAAGUCGACGUCAUGCGCGCCAAGACUGGGAAGGACACUGUCCUGCCCCUCAGUUACCAGGAAGCCUGCCGAUACAUCUGGCCCUGCUCCUUCUACAUGACCUUGUCCGAGAGGAAGCAAUACGUCCUUAGCUUGGUCAGGCUCCUGCGUCAUUCUCUGGCCGUCCUCGUUCUCAUCCUCCUGGAUUACAGCAUCUACUGGGUGUUGGACAUGGUCAGUUACCACCUGCGGGCAGAGAUCAUCGCACGAUCCCCCGUGGUAAUGGGAAUCUCAGUCGGCGGAACAGGAUAUGCCUCGGACAUUUAUCGGGACAUGGCGGACUCCUUUGACGAGGUGCAGAGUGGGAAGAUCACAGUGCUUUCCAAGAAGUGCACUAUCGUCCCCUCUCCUCCCAACUUCAAGAUCUACAGGUUGAUCGGGGGCCUGUACGGGGUGGUGUUUUUCAUCGUGUUAUUCGGCUGCUAUGUUUCGAGGCUUCGACGGUACAUCUGCUCCGUCUACUACCCGUCGCGGGAGCAGAUACGCAUCUGCUACCUGUACAACCAGAUCCAAACCAAGCGGUCUUCCCUGAUGAAAGAGCUCUUCAGAUGUGUGCAGAAAAACUCCACCGAUGGCGGUCACACCAACAUCCUCCUCGUCCUGGCAGCGCGGUACAAGGUGUUUGCGUGGAUUGCUGCCUUUACGGGAACCUACGAGGAGUACUGCCUCGCAUGCGGCCGGGUGAUGGAGGGAGAGGAAAGUGAGAUGUUUGUUCCCUGCAUAACUCCCGGCUGUAAAGGCAUUUACUGCGAGGAGUGCUACCAGCACAUGAACAAUAUCUGCUCGGUGUGUAUGGGACCCCUCGCCUACCAGGGAGACAUUGAUGAGGAGGUAGACUCCAGCGACUCCAGCAAAGUGCAUCUGUGGAUGAAUGCCGUGGAUUCGCUGAAAUCCCGGAUGGACAAGAAGAAGCAGGAACGGAGGAGGAUGCGGGCGCUGCUGAAGGAACGGAUCCGGACGGCGCUGUACGAGGAGCACAACGUGACGGCGGAAAAAGCCAGCACCCUCAGGAGGCUGUUCCGGGAGAGGAAGAAGGACAAAGGGGGCAAAAAGAAAAGACCGGUGACCCCGUCCACCCUGCCCGAGACCCAGAAGCCUGAACGUAGCGAGUUGGACUUCAGCUACCAGGACAGGUCGGCGGCUGAGGCGACGAGCUCGGACGAGCCCUACGACCCCAGUGAGUUUAUUGAAAGGCGGAAGGGCAGGGACCUGGUCUCCGUGUCCGACCUGAAGCAGCUGAAGGAGGAGCACGGCCACUCCGUGUCCAGCAGCGCAGAGGCCGGAGAGCUCAGCGAUGUGCAAGUGGACACCAACUCCAGCCCACCCACCGACAGUACACACACCGACACAGAAUCCGGCUGGAAAUCCUGGAUAGCCGCGUUGAGAAGGUUCCUGCGCAAGUUCCCCAGAGCAGGGGGAAGGAGGAAGACACUGACAUAGAGGGAGGGGGUUCGGACAGCAGAAAAGGGGGAGACAUUAACAACAACUGCACAUCCACCCCAAUUCCUGACUUGGGACAGGAUGGU
Messenger RNA from Hypanus sabinus (Atlantic stingray), 1967 nucleotides. Its product is annotated as DC-STAMP domain-containing protein 2-like. Gene Ontology annotation, cellular component: membrane. Bases 226 to 1881 code for a protein of 551 amino acids. The transcript has 10 exons. NCBI's taxonomy places the organism in Eukaryota, Metazoa, Chordata, Chondrichthyes, Myliobatiformes, Dasyatidae. The record is from RefSeq and is a predicted model, not a curated record.